Molecule: messenger RNA, 1058 nt
Organism: Tinamus guttatus (white-throated tinamou)
Lineage: Eukaryota; Metazoa; Chordata; Aves; Tinamiformes; Tinamidae
Source: RefSeq, a predicted model, not a curated record
GCUUGCACUUUAAUCCUCAUGUACAUACUCUGCACAGAUUGCUGGGCGAUUGCUGCUCUAUAUUUAGCCUGGCUGGUAUUUGACUGGAAUACACCAAAGAAAGGAGGUAGAAGAUCCCAGUGGGUCAGAAACUGGGCUAUAUGGAGAUAUUUCAGAGACUAUUUUCCGAUAAGGCUGGUCAAAACCCACAACCUGCUGACCACCAGGAAUUACAUUUUUGGGUACCACCCCCAUGGCAUCAUGGGCCUGGGUGCCUUUUGCAACUUCAGCACAGAGGCCACAGGAGUCGGCCAGAAAUUCCCUGGGAUCCGACCAUACCUUGCAACACUGGCUGGGAACUUCAGGAUGCCCAUCCUGAGGGACUAUUUAAUGUCUGGUGGUAUAUGUCCUGUGAACCGCGACAGCAUAGACUACAUCUUGUCCAAGAAUGGCAGUGGCAAUGCCAUCAUCAUUGUGGUGGGAGGUGCAGCAGAGUCCCUGGAUUGCACCCCAGGGAAGAACUCCGUGACACUGAAAAACCGGAAAGGAUUUGUGAAACUGGCUCUACAGCAUGGUGCGGAUUUGGUUCCUGUCUACUCAUUUGGGGAGAAUGAAGUGUACAAGCAGGUGAUCUUCGAGGAGGGCUCCUGGGGAAGAUGGGUUCAGAAGAAGUUUCAGAAACACAUUGGCUUUGCUCCGUGCAUCUUUCAUGGCCGGGGCCUCUUCUCUUCCAACACAUGGGGAUUGCUACCCUACUCCAAGCCCAUCACCACUGUUGUUGGGGAGCCCAUCACCAUUCCCAAGAUUUAUAAUCCAUCCCAGAAGGAGAUAGACUUCUACCACAGCAUGUAUGUGAACUCCUUGAUCAAACUCUUCGACAAGUACAAGAGUAAAUUUGGCCUGCCAGAGACUGAGGUCUUGGAAGUCAACUGAAGGGACUGGCUCAGCAGCAUCUCCUCGUGGAAUCAGCACAUCCUCUGCAGGAGUCCAAGCUGUCAUCGUACAUUUGAAUGUGUGUGUGGGUGUAUGUGUCCUUCAAAGGAAGUGUUAAAGCAUUGUUACACCUCUUGAAAAAAAAA